GCACCAGGUGAAAGCAAUGACCUCGAUGGUGACCUGUGCGGGAAUAAAAGCAUCAUCAGCGCAGCGUGCACACGUUGAGUCACGAUGGCUCUCUUUUGGCAAAGUGCUUUCCUCCUCAGCCUCGCUGUCGCCGCUUCAGUGCAUGCAGAAAUGAAGCUGGACUGCAGGCCAGGUUUUGUGUCGCUGGUGUGGACCGAAAGCAGAUCCCGCGCUGACCCCUCGCUUUUCCGUUUGGGGGGCUGCGCUCCUACCAGCACGACGGCCCGCUCGGCGACUUUCAAUGUGGAGUUCACCGACUGCAACUUCAGGUCGAUGGUGACUGGGAGCCAGCUGCUGUACACCAGUGAGUUGACCUAUUCUUCUGAUUCCAAAGGACAAACCCUUAUCCAGCCGGUGGUUUGCAUCUUCAACAGGCCGAAGGACUAUUUCCCGAUCACUUAUGACCCCGUGUUUGAAACCUCUGGCCAGUCGGAUCUCAUCUUCCAUAUGGCGCUUAUGAAUGAUGACUUCUCAGGCCCAGCAGAAUCCACUCAUUUCGCUCUUGGGUCCUUCAUCCCGAUCAUGGCUCGUGUCGAGCAAAACAGCCACCAGCCGUUGCUGCUGCUGAUGGAGGAAUGUGUCGCUGCGACGACUCCUCAGCUGCACCCUGACAGCAAUUUAUACAACAUUAUCACCAAUAAGGGAUGCCUCACGGACAGCAAGAGAUCUCGCUCCAGGUUUGAACCGAGGGAAAUGUCUUCCGAAAUCCACCUGUCCCUGCAAGCGUUUAGGUUUGCGCUUGGAGAAGAGGUGUUCAUCCACUGCAAACUGGUGGCUUGGGAUCCUGAAGGCCUUGAUGCCACAAAGAAGGCGUGCCGCUUUGUCAAAGGACAUGGUUGGAAGCUGCUAGACAACCCAGCCUUCAGCAACCUGUGUGACUGCUGUGAUUCCAGUUGCAAGUCCAGGUGGACUAGGAGUACACACUCAGGACAUCAUGGAAUGGCCCAAAAUGUAGUCCUUGGUCCCUUGACGAUCACUGAAGUAAGCAUCAACUUAACAGAUUGAUGUGUAGGUCUGCCAUAACUUUUUUUUUUUACAACAGGAGUAGAUGGUAUGGACUGGAUACGCCCAAAAUGUUUUGGUUUCACAAGUUGUCUACAGCUUUGAAU
Molecule: messenger RNA, 1148 nt
Organism: Dunckerocampus dactyliophorus (ringed pipefish)
Lineage: Eukaryota; Metazoa; Chordata; Actinopteri; Syngnathiformes; Syngnathidae
Product: zona pellucida sperm-binding protein 3-like
Exons: 9
Coding region: 85-1044 (319 amino acids)
Biological process (GO): positive regulation of acrosome reaction; binding of sperm to zona pellucida; egg coat formation
Cellular component (GO): extracellular matrix
Molecular function (GO): acrosin binding
Source: RefSeq, a predicted model, not a curated record